Tachysurus vachellii is the source of this 707-nucleotide messenger RNA. RefSeq names its product ribosomal RNA processing 7 homolog A (gene rrp7a). Gene Ontology annotation, cellular component: CURI complex; UTP-C complex. The record is from RefSeq and is a predicted model, not a curated record. Gene Ontology annotation, biological process: rRNA processing; ribosomal small subunit assembly. Lineage: Eukaryota; Metazoa; Chordata; Actinopteri; Siluriformes; Bagridae. The annotation marks the transcript as partial. Gene Ontology annotation, molecular function: RNA binding. The transcript is spliced from 5 exons.
GAACCUCCACCAUUACACUCUACUACAGGUCCGUAUUCAGCAGCGCUACUUCCGGUUUCCGGUUUGGUUCAACAGUGAAGAUGGCGGCGCCCACAAAGAAGAACACGAGUGUCGCCUGUGUGAUUCCAGGAGGAUUUACAGUAUUGUCUCUGAAGUUCUGCUCAAACAGUACAGCACAGCACCAACUGUGUGUGAAAGAGCACAGAGUGAGGGCAGAAAGUAGCGCACACAGACCACAAGACAGGACACUGUUUGUCCUCAACAUCCCUCCAUACUGCUCACAGAGUGUGGUGAAGGACAUGUUCUCUCAGUUUGGUCCGAUUCAGCAUGUGGAACUGAGUGAGAAACCGGGAGCAGUUGAAGAUAAGCAACCAGACCUGUCGCCAUAUUUCACACCUGCACAGAAGCGGUGUUUUAAGGUGGCCUACGUGGUGUUUAAACACUCCUCCGGUGUAGCAGCAGCUAAAGCACAUCCAUAUGAUUCUCCUCUCAUUGUCUCCACUACAGAAAAACCAGUUCAGACCGGCCUCAAGAAGUGGAUCCAUGAAUACAAACAGACUUUCAUCAAGCCAGAGCUUCUGCAGAAGGCGGUUGAUGACUUCAUGAGCCAGUACGACAAGAGGAAAGAGGAGGUGUGUGUCUCUGUGUGUGUGUGUGUCUCUGUCUGUGUGUGUGUGUGUGUCUCUGUGUGUGUGUGUCUCUGUGUG